Molecule: messenger RNA, 1260 nt
Organism: Suillus subaureus
Lineage: Eukaryota; Fungi; Basidiomycota; Agaricomycetes; Boletales; Suillaceae
Exons: 5
Coding region: 1-1260 (419 amino acids)
Source: RefSeq, a predicted model, not a curated record
AUGUGCGAAGACAAUGAUGUCUCUACUGGAAAUGUCAUGUAUUUCAUCGAUGUAAGAAAAAUUUGUCAAACCAUUGGCAUUGUUGUGUUGGCUGACUCUGGCUUGAUGCAGUCUGGCGACAUUUUCUUUAUGCUCAUAGACCUCAAAAUUACCCUUAUCAAACUUUGUGAGGGAAAUAGGGCAAAGAGAAUGCAGGAAUUGAAGGAUGCCUUAGAAUUGAAGGACUUUGAGACUAACUUGGACCGGAAGAAUGGGCUAUAUAACUGUUUGUUUGCAUGUAUGCUGUCGCCAAAUAUCACAGCAUAUGUUACUGAUACUCAGCAUCAUAUAAUGGACUUCAUUACCACUCAUUCCAAUGUCUUCAAAAUUCCUCCUGGAAUGCUCAAGGAUGUCAAACUCAGAGCUCAGUUGGGCAAAUCAGUUACAAAGCUACUUACAGGCAUUCAGAGUGUCAUCAAGAAUGCCCUCACUGUGUCAGUUGUCAAGUGCACGAGCAUCGCUGAUGUGACGAGGGCACUUGCACACAGCGGGUCUGGUAUGGAAGUUGACUCUACUCAUUGGAACAGGAUCGUGCUCCUGCGGUGUCUUCUACGAAUUUUUCUCAUUGGAGUCAGUGACUACAAAAAUGCUUCCAUCAACAAUUUAUUUUCCCCUUACCUUAUUCCAUCACUUAAGCAGGAUAUGCGGUGCAAAGUUGAAUGUGAACUUGGUGUCAACAUUGCACAGCUUGAAGAUGACUUGUUUGGCACUAACGAUGCACUUGGGUCUAACAAUCAGGCCUCCCCAGACACUCCAACAGGUAAUGGUCAUGCACCCAGUGCUAGGAGGAUUGAGAAUGGUGCCAACAUGGAUGAUGAAGAGCUUGAGGACCAAAGUGGAGCGCAGCUGGGUGGUGGGGAUGCUAAUGGAGAGGAAGAGGAAUUGAAUGGGCUCGGGAACAGUAUCAAAACUGCUGCAGUCUUACUAGAUGAUCCACUGGACUCCAGAUUUGGACUGGUUGAAGGUACUCCAGCACACUACACCAAUACCAUCAGAUUCUGGAACUUUGUCAACCACUCACUCUUAGUCAUGCACCAAAUAUCUAAGGAAGCCUCCUCCACUCCUGCUGAGCAAGAGAAGGAGUUGCAGAAGUUGUUCAUUGAAAUAUUCCAAGCUGAUCUUGCCAAGUUUCCUGGUGGCAAGAAGGUCUCAAAGUUAAUUUCAAGGACGAAUCCUCAUUGGCAGACUGCUAUUCAGACCAAGCUUAUUUGGACCGCCUAA